Messenger RNA from Polyodon spathula (Mississippi paddlefish), 6025 nucleotides. RefSeq names its product D-glucuronyl C5-epimerase-like. Gene Ontology annotation, cellular component: Golgi apparatus. Gene Ontology annotation, biological process: heparan sulfate proteoglycan biosynthetic process. Lineage: Eukaryota; Metazoa; Chordata; Actinopteri; Acipenseriformes; Polyodontidae. Gene Ontology annotation, molecular function: heparosan-N-sulfate-glucuronate 5-epimerase activity. The transcript is spliced from 7 exons. The coding region runs from base 821 to 2692 and encodes 623 amino acids. The record is from RefSeq and is a predicted model, not a curated record.
UGUGUCGCGGUAGUGCAGCUCAAGCUGGAGUCGUGGUCUUGUGCUGAGCAUGUUGGAUCUGUGGAGACCGAGUCGCCGCUGCAGUCUGGCUUAGGGGAUUGCGAGAGCCGAGGAAAGCACCGAGUCCAAGGCCUGCGGAGACUGGAGUGUUAUUAUCAGCAAACCUGCGACUUGCUGGAGGACACCUUUCUGUGCCUCUGCACACACGUUUAUCGGUGUGUGCAACAGCACCCAGGGAAAUCCCAGCCUGCAAACUGACCUCUGCCCGGCAGGUUGUGAUCUCCUCUAACACACCCGAGAAUAAUACUGCUAGCUGAAGAGACUCCUCGACCAGUCUGUCUGCAAAGAAAAUGACAGCAGGUACAGCAGGAAUGUCGCCCUUACUGCUUGGGCACGUCACAAGCUGGAGAUGCAGAGUGGGGCCAUUUGUUUGGGCUUGCUGUUAGUAUGGUAUCCGUGACUUCUGUGCAACAAAUUGAGAAUUUGCAUGAAGGCUGCAGGAAGAGAAAGGACUGACCGUGCGUUUUGUUAAAUGAGACGGCUCUUGCUGACAGGCAGGGAUAUGUUUGAAAUUCUUUAAACGGUUUGGAGAAGAGAGAGAAAUCUAUUUUUUGAAGUUUUAUCUGUUCCAGCAAAUUCCAUUUCAGUGGAAACGGACGUCUUCUCUUGACCUAAUUUAAGCGGUUUGGAGAUGAUCAGUAACAAAAGGGAGUGACUGACUCAGAAUUAGCAGGUUACCAGUGAGGAAUGGUGGAUCAGACAGCAGGAUGAAUUAGCGAUAUUAUAAAUGUAACAUUCCAGACUGGGGUAAACUGUGAAUAUGCGUUGCCUGGCUGCUCGCGUGAACUAUAAGACUCUGAUCAUCAUCUGUGCCAUCUUCACCCUCGUGACUGUGCUGUUGUGGAACAAGUGCUCCAGUGACGCAGCCAACCGCUUCCCGCGAGACCAGAGCCUGUUGGAUAACAGGCUGUGGAGGGAGAGCUUAGAGAAGCGGCCAGCUGCCUCGGAGAGCAACAGCCAUGCAAACAACGCCCCUGCGCCAAAGCAGCAGCAGCAGUCAGAGGAAGCGUCGCCCCAGGAGCAGCAGAAGGCUCCCCCGGUGGUGGGAGUGGGGAAUAGCAAUGUUAACAAAGUGCUGGGAAUCAAGUACGAAGAGAUAGACUGCCUAAUUAACGACGAGAACACAAUCAAGGGAAGAAGGGAGGGGAACGAGGUCUAUCUUCCUUUCAGCUGGGUCGAGAAGUAUUUCGAAGUGUACGGAAAGAUUGCCCAGUACGACGGCUACGAGAGGUUUGAGUUCUCGCACAGCUACUCCAGAGUCUAUGCCCAGCGGGAGCCCUACCACCGGGAUGGGGUGUUCAUGUCCUUCGAGGGGUACAAUGUGGAGGUUCGGGACAGAGUGAAGUGCAUCAGUGGAGUGGAAGGAGUUCCUCUGUCCACGCAGUGGGGGCCUCAAGGCUACUUCUACCCAAUCCAGAUCGCACAGUAUGGGCUGAGUCACUACAGCAAGAACCUGACGGAGAAGCCCCCGCACAUCGAAGUGUACGAGAACGCUGAGGACAGAGACAGCAGGCAGCAGAGUGGCUGGACCGCUCCCAGGGGAUGCACCAUCUCUUCAGUGCAUGACAAAACCAGGUCCAGCACAGUCAAGCAGUUCAGUGCACCAGAAGCUUCAGGUGGAGUCUGGCUGCCCCUUGGGAACACAAAAGAUUUCAUCAUCUCGUUUGACCUCCGAUUCGUGACGAACGGAAGCGUUUCGGUGGUCCUCGAGACGACUGAGAAGAACCAGCAGUUUGUUAUCCACUACGUCUCCAACACGCAGCUCAUAUCUUUCAAAGACAGGGACAUCUACUAUGGCAUCGGGGCCAGGACUAGCUGGAGUACUGUCACCAGAGACCUGGUGACCGACCUAAAAAAAGGAGUCGGGCUUUCCAACACCAAGGCUGUCAAGCAGACUAAAAUCACGCCCAAGCGGGUGGUUAAGAUUGUGCUGAAAGGGAAAGGCUUCAUCGAUAACAUCACCAUAUCCACGACCGCCCACAUGGCUGCCUUCUUCGCCGCCAGCGAUUGGCUGGUGAAGAAUCAGGACGACCGAGGGGGCUGGCCCAUCAUGGUGACACGGAAACUCGGGGAGGGCUUCAAGUCGCUGGACCCUGGCUGGUAUUCCGCCAUGGCGCAGGGACAGGCCAUGUCCACGCUGGUUAGAGCCUACCUGCUUACUAAAGAUCCGGUGUACCUCAGUGCCGCUCUCAAGGCAACAGCACCCUACAAACGGCCAUCGGGGCAGCAUGGCGUCAAGACCGUGUUCAUGAACAAGUAUGACUGGUACGAGGAGUACCCCACCACCCCGAGCUCUUUUGUUUUAAAUGGCUUCAUUUACUCUUUGAUAGGCCUCUACGACCUGAAAGAGACUGCAGGGGAGCCCCUGGGGCGGGAGGCUCAAGUGCUGUACAGCCGGGGCUUGGAGUCCCUCAAAGCCAUGCUGCCGCUGUACGACACGGGCUCCGGCACCAUCUACGACCUUCGGCACUUCAUGCUGGGGACGGCGCCCAACCUGGCGCGCUGGGACUAUCACACCACGCACAUCAACCAGCUGCAGCUGCUGGGCACUGUGGAGGACUCGCCUGUCUUCAAAGACUUUGUCAAGCGCUGGAAGAGCUACCUGAAAGGAGGCAGGGCAAAGCACAACUAGAGCUUUCAACCAAAACCCAAGGCGUUUCACUCAUUCAGGCUGUACUGUGUCGACUAUUUGUUUUUGUAUGAAAUGAACACACAAAGCCAUUUGAAAGUUGUAUACAGAGUUGCUAUUGUUGCUGUGUUUUUGUUUUUAUUCAUUCAGCCAUUUUUUGAAAAAAGAAUACUGUGUUGAUACCUAUCAAUGUAAGAUUAUUUAAUAACACGUACUCACACACUUGCAUUUAAUAAUGUUUUACUUUUUUCUUGAGUCUCAGUGCUGCGUGUGCAGGCUGUGGUAGAUAUCCAUUUCCCUUGAUUGUGAAUGGAGCUGUGCCAUUGGGUUUGGAUACACCUGUCCUUCUACCCUUGUUUGAGUGGGUGUUUCCUGUUUUAAACAGCUGCUUCAGCUUGGGGUCAGACCUGACCCUCUACAUGUCAAUCACAAUCGAGAAGGCUUUUCCAGUGACCCUCCAUUUCAUUUUAACACCUGCCUCAAAAAAAUUGUUUAAAGGGAUGUACAGUACUGGAAAUACUUGUGCUGAUCUUCACUCUGCAAGAGCAUAAAAAAACUGUUGGUGAGAGACCGGGUAGAGGUAUUUACCAGUUUGUAUCUUAGAGAGAGAAUUUAAAAAUCCUCUUUUGGUGCUAAAUUCAUUUUCUUUCUUUCUUUUUUUUUUAAUAUAUAGAUAUAUAUAGAUGGAUGCUUCAUGUAUUGUCACCAAGGGUGGGCUGGGUGCAAUUACAAGCAUUGCAUUAUUAUUAUUAAUAUAUAUAUAUAUUUAUUUAAAACACAUUGGGAUCUGUUUGCAUAAUUUAUUGCUAGUGGUUUGGCCUAAAAAAAAAAAAAAAAUCAAAAUGAAGUGUUUGAGGAGUAGGUGUGUCUUCUGAAGCAAAACUGGUGGCUGCAGCAGUCUGCUGGUUGCAGAUGAGCCUGUAGGAUGCUGCAUUGUGAUUUGAUGUACAGGUUUAAAAUACAACGGAAAAUACCUUUUCAAACGCGUUCGCUUUGGUACCUGCCAUUUGGCUGAGUUGUGUAUGAAUUGUCAAAACGUUUAGUACUGAUUCAGUUGAAGAUUGUGCUGUUGCAAACCAGAAAACCAUGACCCAAUUUCAUGCCUUAUAAUGUGGGGUUUCUAAAGGGACUAUAAACAUGUACUAGAGCCUUAUCGGGUUAUUCUGAACUUCUUUGAAAUGUACGAAACUUUAAAUCAGCACAUGGGUUAAUCACGAUUUCUUUUUGGAAAUACAGUGCUUGCACAGUCCCUUGCUGGCUGUGCACUAGAAAUUUACUCAGUUUGUCACACAGCUACCUCUUCCACAAGAGCAUAGUAAGAGGCAGUGAUGUUGAAGUUUGGUCCUAAAUGUAAGUUUCGAUACAGUUUAAUUCCGAACAAUCUGCACCUGCAAUUUUGCAUCUUUAUCUCGUUAUUUACAGUCAAACACAGAAAGGAUCAUUCUCCAUAUGUCCCGGUGCUGCUUCUGCUUAUUAAAGACAAAUUAGCAUACAAUCAUAAGUGAGGUAGAAGGAUCCAUAUGUCUUCACAAUAUUAUAUGUAUAUUGUAAGGUGUCAACUCAUUGAACAAACUGACUGACUGACUGGCCCAGUGUACAGUUCAUGAGUCAUUUAUAUACUGUAUAAAAGUUAACACAACAAAUUGUAUGUUGUAGAAACACAAUCUUUCACAAAUUUCACUUUUUUGUAUUAUGACUAUAAACUGAACUAUUUCAGGACAAGUCAAAUGAAAAGCAACAAAAGCGUUUUUAGAAUGUUACCAGAAGUUUCUUUUUUGUGUGUUUUAAGUUGCAGGUGUGCAUUGCUGGUUUCAUUACAAUGCCACUAACGGCCGAGUGGCCCUGUUUUUAAAAUGCAACCCUAAAGCUGGCAAUGGGUCUACAUCACAACCACUGGGGACUUUUUUGUUUUGUGUGACGUGUAUCUGUGCUACUUUGUCAUGCAAAAGGCUAAAUGAAAAAUAACUUGCUGCUUUUUUUUAAAUGUGACCUUUUUUUUUUUUUUGCAAAAAUGGAGCUGGCUGUGAAAAAAACAUUUUGUGUCAAGUACACACAAACUGGCAAACUUGCUUUUCAGAGCUUAUUGAACACCUGGGAUUUCUGAACAAGAAUCUUCUGAUGUCCUGUGGGGCAACCUGUAACGGCAAGACCCCGUGGCUACUUACAGAUCUGUUUCUGGAGGGCUUGAAAUGGUUGGGGCCAGUGCAGCCCUAAAAUGCCUUGUUGCAUAAAAAUGCUUGUUUUGCUUUUGGCCUAAUGUGUUGUCCAUUUGAUAGCACAAUAUUGGGGUCUACUUAUAUUAAUUUGUUUCUGGUGAAAUGUUGAAAUUGGGUUUCACUAGGUUAACAUUCAUCAAUGUACUACAUACCUUUCUCAGGGCUAAUGUACGCGAGUAGUAGGUAACCUAUCAAAUAGCAGGCUACUUUUAUCGAUUUUGGGAGACAUCUUUCAAUAAAAAAUGCUUUUCUCAAGUACAGCUAUGCAUAAGGUCACAUUUUAUUUUAUUCUUGCUUGUUUGCUUCAAUUGAUCAACACAACCAGUAGGUACAUGAAUGAAGUGUGUGUACAGAGCUUGUGUGCUGUUAAUACCAAAGUGUUCGAAGCCCAGAUUUCUAUUUAUUUUAAAUAGAUACUGUACUGUUAAAAGUGAUUGCAUACUGUUACUGUCUGUGCUGACAUUUCCAAUGGCCUCAUUGUGUGUUCAGUGUACUAGGCAACUUUGUAAUGCAGUUUUAAUCAUGUGGCUGCAGAUGUGCUCAUGAGGAAUAACUUGAACAGUUUUUAGCAACUGCCUGCCACAUAAAAAUCACCUGCCUUUGCAAAGAAAUACAUGUACAAAGUGAAUAGGACUGUGCCACUGACUUUGGGAAUUUUGUUUUCCUUUAAAAAAAAAAAAAAAAAAAAAGCAAUACUUUAAUAUGGACAGCUAUACAACUCAAUCAUUUCAUUAACGAACGUCGGCAGCAGUCUCCAAGCGCUAUUGAAAUUGUUGUAAGGGGGUUCUAUUUACAAGAAUGCUCCGAUUUUGUGCAUUGUUCAACGUUAUGAACACAUUUGCUUUCCGCAAGCUGUCUGUAUGUUUAGGCAGCACUAAAGCACAAUGGUAGAGCCUUGUGUCGGUGUUCUUUAUGUUCUGGACAAUGUGCAAGACUUUCCCUACAAGCUGCUAUUCUCAUUGAAAUUGUAAUUAUCGUCCAACAUGUACAUGUGGAGCUUCAGAUCUCAUGUCAUCUAAUGAUAUAAAUGUUUACUGGAUUCCUCAUAGGGGUGUCCUGUAAGAUUGUACAGACUUUGCAAUUUAAGCACAAUGUGCACAUUCUUUUUUUUUUUUUUAAA